This is a messenger RNA of Monodelphis domestica (gray short-tailed opossum), 7419 nucleotides long. It is a transcript of the gene ENAM, whose product is annotated as enamelin. Gene Ontology annotation, molecular function: structural constituent of tooth enamel. NCBI's taxonomy places the organism in Eukaryota, Metazoa, Chordata, Mammalia, Didelphimorphia, Didelphidae. Gene Ontology annotation, biological process: amelogenesis; ameloblast differentiation; positive regulation of enamel mineralization. Gene Ontology annotation, cellular component: extracellular matrix. The record is from RefSeq and is a predicted model, not a curated record.
UAUUUUGGAUAUCAUGGAUUUGGAGGGCGACCCCCAUAUUAUUCAGAAGAGAUGUUUGAACAAGACUUUGAGAAGCCCAAAGAGGAAGAUCCCCCCAAAGUAGAGAGUACCACCGCAGCCCCUCCAACGAACUCCACGGUUCCUGAGACCAAUUCAACUCAAGCAACUGUCCCUGUCUCAGGAGGGAGUCAAGGUGGAAAUGAGACCAGCACAACAGGGAAUGAAGCUGAAGUGCAGAACCCUGGGAUCAACUUGGCUCCUGCUGUUAAUGUCUCUGGCCAAGACGGACCAGGAAGUCAGGUUCCCCCUGGCCCAUAUCAGCCAACUAUUCUUGAAAACUCUCCAAAUCCUAAUUUAAGAGGCUUUCCCAUAAGCAGACAAUGGAGUCAAACAAGCUUCCCUGUAGGACCUAGACUGAUGGGCCCUUUUUAUAGAAAUUAUCCCAAUCAAAGGAGCUACCAAUGGCCCAGUUUAGCUUAUGUAAGCAAGCAAAUAGUUCGCCCAGGAAACACAGCUUACCAAAAAGUUUAUCCUUACAUUUCUAAGAGCAAUUCUCCUAAUCAUGUAUCUAAUCCAGCAAAUAACAGAAAAAAACCCCAGGGUCCAACCAAACAACCUGAAGAAAUAAAUGGUGGGUUAGCAGGUCCCAAGCUUGGCACUGCCCAUAAAGAGGAGCAGAUUCAAAACCCCAAAGAGAAUUCAGUAACCCAGAGAGAAAGAAUAACCUUUCCUACAAGGGAUCCAACCAGCACCUGGAGAAACUCACAAGGUUAUGAAACCAACAAAUCAAAUUAUAAAUUAACUCCUCCACAGGGCAGCCCUUCAGUACCAAGUGUCAAUUCUGUUGACCAGCCUGAAAAUUAUUACCCCAGGGUAGAUUCCAGGAGAUUCCCAGCUAGUAUUCAAGCAUCAAAUUUUCCCAAAGGAAUAGUUUCAGAACCAAGAAAAGGUCCCUCUGACUCUGAAAUUAAUCCACCAGAAAUAAAACAUGGAACCCACCAGACUGAUGAAGGUCCAUAUCCUCCAAAAGAAUCCUUUUUUCUGAGAAGCAAUACAUGGAAUCUCCAAAAAGGAUCUCCAAUUUUUGAGGAUGAACCUACAAAACAGGAAGGAUCUUUACUCUAUCCAGCCCUUGGAGCAAGAGAAAAUGUUCCCUACCCUGAAUACGUGCCCUAUGAUCCCCAGAGGAGCUCUCUUUAUGCCAGAGGUAAUAUGUGGGAUGAAGGAGAUGAGUUUCCUGGCACUUUCAGACCAGCAGGUCAACCAGGAAAUCCAUUGCACUCCCUGAAUUCUCCUUCAGGUCAGAGACAUCGGUCAACUGACAAUGAAGAGGAUCCAAUUGACCCAACGGGUGAUGAGUUUUACCGGGGACCUGAUGCAGGGGGUAAGGAAUCCAACUUCAAAGGAAGUCAAGUUAGGUACCGUGAAAGAUACCCAUAUGCCCCCAGUCAUCCAUCCAAGCCAAAGGAAUACCCCCAACAUUCCACAGAUAAUUUAGAAAGACAAAGAAAUCCGUCUUAUGGUGAAUAUUAUCCCUGGCACUUUCCACCUUACAAUUUUGCUCCUCCUCUAACACCACCAAGAGAAAACAGUGGUUAUUAUUAUCCUCCUAACGCCUUGGAACAAGAAGAGAGUACACCAUCUCCAUCUUGGGGGUCAUGGGACCAAAAGAAUUAUGUCCCAGCAAAAAAGGGAAGAAUACCAUAUUAUAAUAGAUAUUUCUGGGAUCAAGCCACCAAUUUACACAAAUCUGCAGCAAGUGCCCUGGAGCAGAGAGAACAUCAACCCUAUUCCAGUAGUUUUCCAGCUGGGCUUAGAGGAAGCCUAACAUACCAAGAAGCAGAGAAUCUGAACUAUGACAGUGUACACAAUAACAGGAUAAAUACUCCUGAAAAAGGACAGUUUCCUGUCACUGACUCUGUGAUUCAAAACAACCUGAUAUAUCAAGGCGAAGUAUAUUCAUAUCCCUCAGCCAGCCAAAGAAGUCCCUGCUGUGCUGGUGAAUCCCCAGAGCCCAGAGAAAGCCCUCUCAUUUCCCUCGAUUACUCUCCACCCUUUGGUCUUGUUUCAGGAGAUGAUGGAGAAAGAAAUCCCCCAACUACGGAGGGCAUCCACAUGAAGCAUGCGAGGCACAUCAUCUACUCCACAGACAUCCAACCCAACCAAAGAAAUAGUUCAGAGAAAAAUCUAUCUGAGAAAGGAGCAAAUCCAGACCCUUUCAGGGCUGACACAGCCAUGUUGAAAAAAAGCUCACCUUGUUCUAAAAGGAGCCCAGCAGGCCAGACAGAAAGCGUGCCUUUUUCUGAAGCUGACUCCCUCCAAGCAAACAUGCCCUGCCGCAAAAGUAACCUUAGAGGAGAAGGGAACAAUGUUCUUGCAAAAAUCUUGGGAGUCAACCAGUUCAAUGCAAGAACCAGUAACCUUAUCCCUGAGGAACUCGAGGCUCCUGAAGAAAAUCUCGGGCCAGAAAAUAUCCAAAGUGAAGGGGGAGGAAGUGAGGGUCGUGUGAAACAGAAAGGAGUGCCUAAUAUCCAGAAGGUGCCAUGCCUCCACUCUAAACUAAAGGACCACCUCCUUUCCAGCACAGGUGCUCCACUUGGCAAGAGGAGACCAGGCCUGUCCACUGGAGAGCCAGUCAUGGUCUCUGCCCAGCCCAGCAGCACAUUGACUGGAUUGACAGCUAGGGAGCAGCUUAGUGGUACAAAUAUCGACCCACUCGUUGCCUCAGAGCCACCUCUUUCUUUUCCAUCUCUUUCAAUCCCAAAGAAUGCAGAGUUUCAGGACUGCCUGCUGCUCCACAGCUAGGGAAGAUAAUUGGCACCUUAGAGCAGUAGUUCCCAAACUAAAUUUUGCAUCACCAGGAUCAAAAUCUAUCUUGUGACCAACUCCCACCAGACACCCAACAUUUCCUAGUCACAGCAGCUUUGGUGGUGUUAGGGAAAAUCCUUCACAGAAGUCCAGGAUGUGAGUUAUCCAGGAAUAGCUGGAUCUUGUACUCACGCAGCAAAUUGCAGGGGCACAACUGGCCAUGAAGGCUUACAGAGGCCCAUCUUACCUGUCCUAAAUACUCUUUGCUUGCUUUGCCCAUUUCUGUGAAGAAGCAACAUUUGCAAAACAGUUCGCUUUUGCAAGAAUUGGAAGCCUAAGGACUCUCCAUUUGAUUGUGGAACUCUCCACUCAAUCUAGUCUGAUCUGUGUGCUUUUCACUUUUUUUUUUAAUUUGGGUCUUUGUUGGAAUGUUUCCCUAGUUCUCUCUAAUUUAAGGUUCUCUUUGUGGCAUGAGAAACAAUGUGGCAUGGUAGACAGAGAGUUGGUCUUGAAGCCAGGAAGGCCUAGAACCAAGUUGUGCCCCUCAUUUAUCCAGGAUCUAUGACCCUGGGCAAGUUAACUUUUCAGUGCUCUCUAGACAAUUCUUUAGGGCUAUAAAUUGCAGAGAAGGUGCAAACCUCCAUUCAUGGAAAGAAUUUCCUCACCCAGGAGUUCCUUAUGCAAAUAAAAUCAUAGGUUCAGUCCCUCUCCCUAACCCUUGAGCAUGCUCUUUCCCCCUAUCUCCCUAUUUCUUGACUCAUCUGAAAUUUUCCUCUUCUAUCUCUCUCAAAUUUUCUUUCUUCCCUUUCCAGUUUCCCCCCAUCUUUCUUCCUUUGUAUCAUGAUUUUCAUAGUUCUUUCUACCUUAAUACUGACUUCCUUCUUUAACCCUAUGGCCUGCCCUUUUUUUAGCUUUUCUUCUCCCAGCCUUCUAUUCAUUCACUACAUUCUGUCCUUUUACCACUCCAUUGAAACCAAAAAGAAGGUUCAACGGCUGAGAUGGCGAUGCAGCAAAGCACUGUGGAGUGCUUAGGGCGUGUUGGAGCACAAAAGACAACACGGCCAUCCAAUGCAGCUGAGGAAGUCUCCAGGUGUAACGAUUUUUUGUGCCACUGGACCCAGGCUUCCAACGCCAAGUGGGACUGUCUCUGUGCAUUGACUUUUCCACUUAAAUCUCCUUCACGCACAAGUGUCUUUGUGCAUACUCAUCUACAUCACAGAUGAAAGCGCACAAAGACAAUCGUCAUCCUCGGUUACCGAGAGACUACUACUACUACUACAUCUCUCUCCACUAUAACUCCAUUCUUCUUCUCCACUCAUUCCUUUCCCGAGUGCCUCACCUCUGCAUGUUUCAUUGAUUUUUUAGAAUCUCCUCUUCUUUCCCAAUUUUUCCCCCUGCUCAAUUACUGCUAUCCGGAUAUUCAAUGGCCCCAAAUAAACCAGGAUAGUUAUCCAGUGACGGCUGGAUCUUGUACUCACAUGGAAAAUUUCAGAAGCACAGCAGGCCAAGCAGGCUUAGAGAAGCCCAUCUUACCUGUCCUAAAAACUCUUUUGCUUGUAUUAAUUUUCCAUUUCUGUGAAGAGGCGACAUUUGCAAAACAGUUUGCUUUUACAGAAAAUGGAAGUUUGAGUGUGGAAUUCUCCACUUGGUCUAUGAGUACAUUUCAGGAAAAAUGAGACACUGAACUUCUGGUUUUCCUUUCAGUUUUGUGAUACCAUCUUUAAGGUAGACCCUUGAAAGAAGAUGUCCUGGAGAGUGGUGGAGGGAAAAUAGGCUUGCUCCAAAACUAGCCUUUCUUUCUUCCUGAGAGGAGAGGAGCUGGGCGAUUCCAAAGGAGCUCUCUAGAGGCAAGGCUUAGUUAGGAGAGGAGAUGAAGGAUGGAAGAGGUGGCCACUUUGGGACCAAGUGUCUUGUCCCAGACUUCAGAGAUGUCUUCCUCUCCAAGUGACUCACUCACACUCUCCAGGAUUCUGGAGCACACAUUUUGGGAAACACUGUCUGAGAUCAAUCAGAUAAUGCCUUGUCACAGAUAAAAGGCUCUGUGGGAAUCAGAUUAUGAUACUAGGAACAUUAAGGAUAGCCUCUCUUUGCAUAGAACAGUCAUUCCCAGGCACACUGUCUUAUUCUGCUGGUUAUGUAGUAUAAAAAUGUGAUGUCCACUAGACGUCACUAUAUAAUUUUAUUUUGAUAUUAUGGAUUUUGAGAUUAAUGGCACUUUGAACCAUGGAAAAGAUCCGUCUUGCCUAAAAGGACAAUGGAAACACGUGAAUUACUCAAGAGCAAGUGUUAUCUGAGUUACGGAAUUGUUUCCAUUUUAAAUAUGAUUCUGAGAAAGCUAGUCAUCAGAAGAAAAACCAACUCACUGCAUACAUUUCUCUGGCAAGCUCGGGAUUUUGUAAAGCACUUAGUACAGUGCCUGUUAUGGUCGGUGCUUAAUAAAUGCUUAUUCCUCCUCUGCCUCUAUUAAGAGUGUAGUAUUAGAUUCAUGAGAGAUUAGAAAAUGCCAUGUUAUCCUGGAAAUGUCAAUGUUUCUACCUUUGUAUUUGUACAGCACUAGAAUUGUAACAUCUUUGGGGGCAGGGAUUUUGUCUUGUAUUUUUUUAUACCUAUAUCACCAUACACAUAGUAGGUGCUUAAUAAAUAUUGGUUAGUUAACUGAUUUGAUUGACAAUCUUCUUUCAAACCACCUGAUGUUCUGUUCCUCCUUUUGGUGAAAAUUGCCAGUGUUCAAAGGAAUCUGGGAGACUGAAUGAACCAUCAUAUUCUCUGAAUCUCUGUAUGUUACACCACUGAGUCUGGUCUUUUUAUCACCAGAGGAACAGAAAGACUAAAGAGUCUUGACUUUGGAGGGUAGAAGACCUGGGUUCAAAUCACUUCUGUUUCUUAAUAUGAGCCUCAGAUUUCUCCACUGUAAACUGGUGGAACUAACUGAUUUUUUUUUUUAACCCUUACUUUCUACCUUAGUCAUACUGUGUAUUGGUUCCAAGGCAGAAAGAGUUAGGUAAUGGGGGUUAAGUGACUUGCCCAGGGUCACUCAGCUAGGAAGGAUAUGAGGCCAGAUUUGAACUUGGGACCUCCUGUCUCCAGAUCUGGCUCUCAAUUCACUGAGCCACCCAGCUGCCCCCAAACCAGCUGAUUUUUAGGGACCCUUAAGGGUGAAAGGUAUGCUAAUAAACGCUAGUAAAUUUUCCUUUAAGGGAGCAAAAAUAUGCUCAACAAAGUUAUUUACUUUGUGUUAUUAGCAUUUUCUAAAUUGCUUUCUUAAUUCUAAAACCAACAAAAUAAUGACAGCUCUGAUUUGUAGCUUUUGACCAAUUUCUGAUAUGUAAAUGCUUUUAAAAAAAACUGAAAAUUCAAUGAACAUGGCAAGUGAGUCCCUAUGAGUUGCCUCCAGCAUUCCCAUUCCAGCUCUACAGAUAUGCUCCUAAUAUUUAUUCUUUGGUAACUAGGUGGUGUAGCAAAUAGAGCAGGAAGACCUGAGUUCAAAUACGGCCUCAGACAUUUCCUAGCUUUUUAACCCUGGGCAAAUCACUUCACCCAGUUUGCCUCAGUUUCCCCAUUUGUAAAGUGAGCUGGAGAAGAAAAUAGCAAACCACUCCCAUGUCUUUGCCAAGAAAACCCCAAAUGGGGUCAUGAAGAGUCAGACACAAUGGAAACACCUGAACAAGAGUUAUUCUCGAGGAGCACCCUGCCCUGCUUUAAUUGUUACAUAUCACCAAGAACUCCCCCAAAAUGCUUUCCUUCACUUUUUCUUUUCUUUUCUCAGCAUUUCUUUACCAAGUGAUAUUUUUAAAUCUCUUAUUAUAAAUAUGUUCAUUCCAUUAUUUUUACUUCAGAAAAAUGCAACCAAGAGAGAAGCCAGGCAAGUUGCUAUAGAUGUACAUAUAGUUAGAAAAUGGGAUCCUAUUCAUCUUUUUCUUCCUUUAUUGAUGCCUUUUGGUUUUUUACUCCAUUGUCUAUUCCCCAAUAUGCCCACCACCACUAACACUCUUCAAUCUUCCCUUGGAACCAAGAAAAAUAGUUUGGUAACACAGCCACCACAUCUGAGGGCAUAUGAGGGUUCCACACCCAAAACUCUCGCUUCCCCCAUCUGUACCCAGAGGAAGGAAAUCUAUUUCAUCUCUUCUCAGUGACCAAGAUUAGUCACUGCCAUUAAUCUGAGUCUGACUAACUCUCAGGGUUCUUUUUGUUUAUACUAUGGGGAAUAGUCAUACUGAUCUCUGAAGUAAACUGAAAAAAAGGUCUUUCCAUACUUCUUUCAAGAAUAUAUGAAAAAGCACUAUAGGGGUGUUUUUCUGUCUUUGCAUUUUGGGUUUGAAUUCCUCCCUAGAGCAAGUCAUUUCACUCCACCAUCCACCUCAUAGAGUUAUCUUAGGAAAGUAUUCUGUGCACUUUAAAAUGCAUUGUAGAGGGUAGUUGGGUGGUUCAGUGGAUAGAGAGCCAGGCCUAGAGAUGGGAGGUCCUGGGUUCAAAUCUGACCUCAGACAUUUCCCAGCUGGGUGACCCUGGGCAAGUCACUUGACCCCUACUGCCUAGCCCUUACCACUCUUCUGCCUUGGAACCAACAUGUAGUGUUGAUCACUACGUAGUAUUGAUUCCAAGGCAGAAGCU